Messenger RNA from Chara braunii, 2494 nucleotides. The record is from the annotation of a GenBank genome assembly. Lineage: Eukaryota; Viridiplantae; Streptophyta; Charophyceae; Charales; Characeae.
GGUUCUGGCGAGGGAGAUGUUGCUCGCUAUAACGUAUUGAAGUGUUUCUGCACGGCAUAUCCUAGCAGGGGCAGAGGUCAUAUGGGAAUGCACUGCCCACAGUCAUGGACUGGAUCGGGAGGGAGACAGCCACAGCUCAAACAAUCAAUGCUGAUAGAGUCUGACAAUAAGCCCGGGGUAUGGUAUGUUAACGCAUCACAGUACAGGGGCUGGAUAUUUGAUGAUAACUUAGAGACUCCCGGAUGGGUAUGGGUUCUGAACACUAUGCCAGCGAUAAAACCGGAUAUUUACCCACCAUACGACAGUCAAACAGGAGCGAAAAGGAUGGAAGACAAGGAAGUGGGUUACAUCACUAAACCUAUGAUCGAUGAUGCCACCGUGCUCGACGAUAAACAGAGGUUACAGACCAUGACAGAACUGCACAAGCUGGGACAGGAAGCGGAGCUGGCUUUCUUGGAAAACAAAAGCGCAAGGGAGGAAGCAAAGGAGGCAAAGAAAGUGGCAAAGGAAGAGGGAAGGAAGGACAGUGGUGAACAACAAAGCAGGGAGAGCGCAACUGAAAGAGAUCAUAACAUGGAAGAGAUGGAAGUGGGGGAGGAUGGAUGUACAUCCACUACAGGGCAGGGUAGGAGGGUGGAGUCACAAUCCUCUCUUAAUAGGAAAAUAAGUGAUAGAGAGUCGACGAGGGGGGACAGCAUAAGCCAAGGGCCCAAAAGGACACACGCAGAAAGAGGGGAGGGGGAAGCCUCCUCACAGCCAGGAAAGGAUCAGGAUUUGGGCAAAGAAGAAGAAGACCAAGGACACAACAGUGACCAGGGAGAUGGGAUGGAAGCCACUCCCCAGGCAUCUGGGGAGUCCUCAUCCUCAUCAUCGAACCAUGAAUCAGGAAGGAACGAAACAGCAGCAGGCAGCAGUUCCAAAACAACCCCAACGGGUGAGAGCACAAGGGAAGCAACAGAGGAAACAGUAAGAGGGGCGCAUGAGGACAGGUCGGAGGAGGGAACGGACAAGAUGUCACAGGAUUUGAAUGAUGAAGAAGACGAAGAAGAGGAAGACAAUGAUGAGGAAGAGUGGGAAGAUGCAGAACGAGAGGAAGAAGGAGAAGAAGAACCAGAAACUUUGGCUCAGUGGAUCAGGACAGCCACAGGAGCAGGAGAGGGUUUCACAACAACGAACCGCUUUGAAUGGUUGAAGAAAGAACAGGAAGUCAAUGAAUUCUACGCAGCGCAGUACGCAUGGAAGGCCAGACCAGAUAAUAAUGACAUUACGGUGCACAAGGCUGGAUAUGCAAAGCAGUUCGUAUGGCCAAAAACAUACCAGCCACAAGGCUUGAAAAGGUCAGAGCAGAAGCGCAAGAUGCAGCAAGAAGCGGCGGACAAAUCCAACAGUGGGGAUCAUGAAACAGACGAAGCAACCAAUGGAAGAGAAGAGGACGAGCAGAUGGAAGAGGAGAAGAGACAGGCAGCAAUCCUGGAAGCGCGGAUUAAUGUUCUCAAGGAUCAGAACAGGGAGCUGGAGGCAGACACUAUAAACCUGCAGAAGAUUGCUUCCUCAUCGCACAUGGACAUAAAAGCUGCAGCAAAGCUCUACGCGAAACACAACCCGGGCAGGAGAGUCAUCAUUCCUUUCCGCUGGAACAAUGGUAAUUCGGAUUGGGAAGUGGCUAUUCAAAAGUCGCUUGCACUACUCAUGGUAAACGAAACCCAAUGUUCUCAGGAUGUGCUCAAGGAGUUGAUCUCUGACGACCUACCCAGGAAGGCACAGAUAUUGGGAAGCAUCACACAGGACAGGGAGGAAUGGGAUGAAAAGGCUGGAGGUGGGUCUAUGGUUGACUACAGGCCUAUCAUGAUCAAAUUACAGGAGAAGGAUAGACUGGCGGAGGGUUUGGUCUGGAUGCCAUGGCAGGUGGUGGAGACAAUACCGUACGGUCUCUUGGGAGGAUUGGAGGCAGCGGAGUGGGUCGCGAGGGGGGCAGCAAUAGUCACCAGGACGCAAGUCUUCUCGUGGUUACCGGAUUACAUUGCUAACAAGAUAGCACCGCCGUCAACAGAGAUAGACUGGUCUCAAACAGGUUCUUGAGGAGGUAGUUCUACAAGGGGAAGUAACAAGGAACAUGACCAAUGGAGGAUGGUAUGAGGGAAGAGAUAGCUAAGAGAAGAAGGACAGGGACCAAUGUAGGAAAGAGGGAGCCAGAAAUUUCAAUCAUGUCAUGGAAUAUUAACGGGAUGGUACAGAUCUUGGAGAAUAAAGAUAAAUGGGACAAUGUAUUGAAGUAUUCAAAUUGGUUUGGAAGGAAUCCACCAGAUUUUCUAUGUAUACAGGAAACUCAUCUCACAGAUACUCCGGAACAUCAACGUAUUCAGCACCGCAUCCUACAACAGCUAAGGUGGGUCAAAGCUAGCUUUUGGGGUACAGCUGCUAGAUCACACUCAGCAGGAGUAGUAAUAAUACAAAACAAAAGGUCGUGGGCGGCAAACAAAAUAGUUAUACAAGA